UCAGUUCACUUGUGCGCUCCAGUGAAGUAUUGAACCACGGAAUUUGCAGAAACAUGGCUUCAUGUUUGCGGGUACCAAUGGUCACUGCUUCUAGUUCCUCACAGUUACAAUCCUCCGGAAGAAGAAAUAUAAGGGCGUUUUGCUCUUCCAGAAGCAGAGUGAAAAUUCCCGUACCACCAAUAAACCCUAAAGACCCCUUUCUCGCGAAGCUUGCUUCUGUUGCUGCCACCUCUCCGGAAACGUUGCUCAACCGUCCCGUGAACUCUGAAUCUGAUACCCUUCCUUAUUUGGACAUUUUCGAUGCCCCAAAGCUCAUGGCUACUCCCGCCCAAGUCGAAAAGUCUGUUUCAUACAAUGAACACCGUCCUAGAAGGCCUCCACCUGACCUGCCUUCGUUGCUUCUCCAUGGUAGAAUUGUUUACAUCGGCAUGCCUUUGGUGCCUGCAGUUACAGAGCUUGUUGUUGCAGAGUUGAUGUACCUGCAGUGGAUGGAUCCCAAACAACCAAUAUAUAUUUACAUCAAUUCCACCGGGACUACUCGUGAUGAUGGUGAAACCGUAGGGAUGGAGACUGAAGGUUUUGCCAUUUAUGAUGCAAUGAUGCAGUUAAAAAAUGAGAUACACACAGUGGCUGUUGGAGCUGCUAUAGGUCAAGCCUGUCUGCUACUUGCUGCAGGGACUCCGGGUAAACGCUUUAUGAUGCCUCAUGCCAAAGCCAUGAUUCAGCAGCCUCGUGUUCCAUCAUCCGGUUUGAUGCCAGCGAGUGAUGUUCUUAUUCGUGCAAAGGAGGUGAUAGCAAACAGGGACAAUCUUGUUAAACUGCUAGCCAAGCACACCGGAAAUUCAGAGGAGACUGUUGCUAAUGUGAUGAAGAGACCAUUCUACAUGGAUUCAACAACGGCUAAGGAUUUUGGGGUCAUUGACAAAAUUCUUUGGCGUGGCCAGGAGAAGGUGAUGGCUGAUGUUGCUGCUCCAGAGGAAUGGGACAAGGGUGCUGGCAUCAAAGUUAUGGAUGGAUUUUAGUUCCUCCUUUGUGGAUAUGUAUCAUGUCAUUGCCCUUUUAUUUUGGGAGGAGGUUUUGAUCGUUCUACGGGUACUCAAAACAAAUGUUAUAGGUAAAACUGAAGUGUUAGCUGACACAAACCAGUCCAAGGCCCAGCGGAGCUCAUGGACGUUUUAUUUGCGAAGCACAGAGGAUCAGAUGAAUUCAGCCAGUGAUUCUUUGUGAUCAUUGUAUUUAGUCAUUGAUACCAUGUGGAUUGUCGGUUUUCUAGUACCAAAUUAAUAUACGCAAUUGAUGCAAAUAUGCUCUUUGUUUUUUACGUAUUUGAUCACUCAUA
Gastrolobium bilobum is the source of this 1339-nucleotide messenger RNA. Its product is annotated as ATP-dependent Clp protease proteolytic subunit-related protein 3, chloroplastic. Gene Ontology annotation, molecular function: ATP-dependent peptidase activity; serine-type endopeptidase activity; ATPase binding. The record is from RefSeq and is a predicted model, not a curated record. The transcript is spliced from 10 exons. Gene Ontology annotation, cellular component: endopeptidase Clp complex. Gene Ontology annotation, biological process: protein quality control for misfolded or incompletely synthesized proteins. Bases 54 to 1022 code for a protein of 322 amino acids. Lineage: Eukaryota; Viridiplantae; Streptophyta; Magnoliopsida; Fabales; Fabaceae.